This is a messenger RNA of Gadus chalcogrammus (walleye pollock), 6737 nucleotides long. Its product is annotated as receptor-type tyrosine-protein phosphatase zeta-like. The transcript has 31 exons. The record is from RefSeq and is a predicted model, not a curated record. The coding region runs from base 23 to 4147 and encodes 1374 amino acids. Gene Ontology annotation, molecular function: protein binding; protein tyrosine phosphatase activity. NCBI's taxonomy places the organism in Eukaryota, Metazoa, Chordata, Actinopteri, Gadiformes, Gadidae. Gene Ontology annotation, biological process: peptidyl-tyrosine dephosphorylation.
CGUGCACCAGGAGAGUGUGGAGAUGUCCGUAUCCAAAGCGAGAUGUUUCAGCGCCCUGCUUCUUCUGUUGAGCCAAAUGGUUACUGCAGCAGAACCUUUUGUCCGAGGCUCCAAACGACUCCCAGAGGACAUCGACUGGUCCUACUCAGGCACGCUCAACCAGGGCCGGUGGGGCCAGCGGUUCCCGUCCUGCCUCAGUGCCAGGCAGUCCCCGGUGGACAUCGACGAGACCUUCACCCAGGUGCGGCGGCAGUACCAGGGCCUGCAGCUGGAGGGAUGGAGGCACCCCACCAGCGACUCCACCACCGCUCACAACGACGGGAAGACCGUGACGCUGGGCGUGGACGGGGACUUCCACGUGAGUGGAGGGGGUCUGACGGGCCGGUUCCGUGUCGGUUCCAUCUCCUUCCACUGGGGGCGCUGUAACGCCAGCUCGGAGGGCUCCGAACACAGCCUGAACGGAAUGAAGUACCCCCUGGAGAUGCAGAUCUACUGCUACGACCCGGAGCAGUACGAGGGUCUGGACCACGCAGUGAGGGAGGGGGGGGGGGUGGCCGCCCUGGCCGUCCUCUUCGAGACCACCCUGGAAGACAACGAGAGCCUUCGUCCAGUCAUAGACGCCGUCAACGCCGUCAGCCGGUUUGGUAAGAGGGCUACAGUGGACCCCUUCACCCUGAGAGACCUUCUCCCCACCAACACGGACAAGUACUACAUCUACAACGGCUCGCUCACCUGGCCGCCCUGCUCGGAGACCGUGGAGUGGAUUGUGUUCAAACACCCCGCCUCCAUCUCUGAGACGCAGCUGGAGGUGUUCUGCGAGGUGAUGACCAUGGAGCAGGCGGGCUACGUCAUGCUGACCGACUACCUCCAGAACAACUUCCGGGUGCAGCAGCAGCAGUUCAUGGGCCAGGUGUUCUCGUCCUACACCGGGGUGGAGGAGGUCCAGACGCCCAUGUGUAGCUCAGAGCCGGUCAACGUGCAGGCGGACCCCCAGAACGACACCACCAUCGUGGUGACGUGGGAGCGCCCCCGGGCGGUGUACGACACCACCAUCGACUGGUACACCGUCAGCUAUCAGAGCCUGCAGGGGGGCCCCGCCGCACCCCACCUCCAGUACCGCACCGACGGGGACCAGGACGUGGCCGCCAUCAUCUCCAGCCUGCUGUCCAACAGCAGCUACGUGGUGCAGGUGGUGGCGGUCUGCACCAACCGGCUCACAGGACGGCCCAGCGACCAGAUCAUAGUGGACAUGCCUCUGGAGGACCCCGUGAUCGACUCUGGACCCGACAGCGGUUCGGAAGCAGACGACAACCUGCAGGUCCUGUCCCGGUCCAAGUGGCAGACUAAGGCGGCGGAGCAGCCGAACAACGUGGACCUGUCCCCGGAGGAGGCCGAGAGCCCGGGGGAGGAGGUUCCCCCGGAGCAGACGGUGGUCUACCAGAACCACCCCACGGACCAACAGGACCGGGACCGGGACGGGUCCCAGGACCGGGACCCGAGCCGGAACCUCCCCGUCCCGCUGAGCACCCCCUCGGACCCCGAGGUCCUGGCGGAGAGCGAGCCGGACCCUCCGAAAACCACGCGGACCAAACCGGAGCAGACGGGAUCCAAGCAGCAGGAUGUGGCCGGUUCGGACAGGGAGUGGACGGACGAGAACCCGAGGACCCCCGUGCAGCGGCCGUACACGAGGCCCGCCUCCUCCGGGAACGGUGCCAUCUGGGUCGGCAUGGUGACGGAGCAGCCCGGCUUCCUGUUUCCCGCCUCGAAGACCACCCCGCCGCCGGCCCGCCGGCGAAUCACAGAAGAGGCUUCUCUCUCCAUGGGGCCGGAUGAGAGUGCGGCCGAACCGGCCAUCAGGAAUGACCUCCCGACCCCUGAGCCUGACCCCUACACCCCGCCCCUGGAGGACUUCCAGGUCACAGACGUCUACUACGAGGACACUGACGACGACCUGCUCGCCGAGACCACCAGCAGCCUGCCAGCUGUGGUCACUACCGGUCAGCCAGAGGCCAGCAGUAACAGCAGCCAUGAGUCCCGGGUGGGGGGGGUCCGGGUGCUGGAGCGGGAGCGGCGGACGGUCGUCCCCCUGGCGGUGGUCUCCUCCCUCACCAUCCUCUGUCUGCUGGUGCUGGUGGGCAUCCUCAUCUACUGGAGGAACUGCUUUCAGACGGCCAACUUCUACUCAGAGGACAACAUGCUGCCUAAAGCCACGUCCGUCCCAUCCACACCUGUGAUCCUGGCUACAGACGGCCACGAGCCAAUGACGGUGAAGCAGUUUGUGAAGCACGUGCUGGAGCUCCACGCCUCCAACACCUUCCCCCAGGAGUUUGAGAUUGUCACCCAGGCCUACGAGGAGGUGCAGGCGUGCACAGUGGAGAUGGGCAUUAGCACUGAGAGCUCCAACCAUCCAGACAACCGCAGCAAGAACCGUUACAUCAACAUACUGGCCUACGACCACAGCCGAGUGAAGCUGUGCAGCGGUCAGGACCGAGACGGCCGGGCCGGGGAUUACAUCAACGCCAACUUUAUCGACGGCUACGAGCGGAGCCGGGCCUACAUCGCCGCCCAGGGGCCGCUGAGAUCAGGCCGGGAGGACUUCUGGAGGAUGGUCCUGCAGCAGAACAUCGGCGUGGUCGUCAUGAUCACCAACCUCAAGGAGAAGGGCCGGACCAAGUGUGAGCAGUACUGGCCGGAGGAGAACCAGGAGGAGUACGGGCCCUACCAGGUGACCCUGAGGAGCACCCAGACCCUGGCCUACUACACCGUGAGGACCCUGGGGGUCAGGGACACCGGCGCUAAGGUGUGUCAGAAGGGCGUGUCCGAGCACACGGUGGUCCAGUUCCACUACACCCAGUGGCCGGACAUGGGGGUCCCGGAGUACAACCUGCCCGUCCUGUCCUUCAUCAGGGCCUCCGCCGGGGCCCGCACCAAGGACAUGGGGCCCCUCCUGGUGCACUGCAGUGCUGGUGUGGGCCGGACCGGGGCCUACAUCGUGAUUGACAGCAUGCUGCAACAGAUCCAGGACCAGGGGACGGUCAACGUGCUGGGCUUCCUGAAGCACGUCAGGACCCAGCGCAACUUCCUGGUGCAGACCCAGGAGCAGUAUGUGUUUAUCCACGAUGCUCUGGUCGAGGCCAUCCUGAGCAGAGAGACACUGGUGACCUCUGACCUCCUGCACGCCUACGUGUCGCGGCUUCUGAUCCCGGGGCCCGCGGGCCGCACGCGCAUGGACAAGCAGUUCAAGCUGAUCAGCCAACGCCAGGCCCGACACGCGGACUACAGCACGGCCCUGAAGGACGAGAACGCAGACAAGAACAGAGCGAGGGCCCUGAUGCCUGUGGAGCGCUCCAGAGUGUGUCUGACGGCGUCCGAGUCCAACGCCACGGGCUACAUCAACGCCUCCUACGUCAUGGGCCGGUAUCACAGUAAGGAGUUCAUCGUGGGCCAGGACCCUCUGAGCAGCACCGUGGCCGACUUCUGGACCAUGAUCUGGGAGCACAGCGCGCACACGGUGGUCUCCCUACCGGACCCCCAUUCAGUGGUAUCUGUACCGGACCCCUACACCCAGGGGGAUGGGGAGGUAACCUGUGUCUAUUGGCCAAUUAAGGACCAGCCAAUGAGCUUUGAGGGCCUCAUUGUGUCGUUCUCGCGGGAGGAGCAUUUAUCUCUGACCAACGACGAGAAGAUUCUCGUCCAGGACUUUAUACUGGAGUCCUCACAGAGCGACGGCGUGCUGGAGGUGAGGCGCUACAGCGCCACCUGCUGGCCCAAUCCCGACGGACCAAUCAGGAGCAGCUUUGAGCUGGUGGCCGCCGUCCGGGAGCACAGCGCCAACACGGCCGGGCCCACCGUGGUGCACGACCCGCUGGGGGGCCCCACCUCGGGGCUGUUCUGCGCCCUGUCCUCUCUGUCCUCCCAGCUGGAGGAGGACGCCGCGGUGGACGUGUACACGGCCGCCCGCAUGACCAACCUGAGGAGGCCGGGGGUCUUCAACGACCUGGAGGGCUACCAGUUCCUGUACCGCUCCGUGCUGAGCCUGGUCAGCAGCCAGGAGGACCAGAAGACCCUCCGCUCCCCCGAGACCAACGGCUCCCUGCUGCUGGGGACCACCGCCAGCAUGGCCGAGAGCCUGGAGUCCCUGAUGUAGAGCCUGGAGUAGAGCCUGGAGUAGAGACUGGAGUCCCUGAUGUAGAGCCUGGGGUAGAGCCUGGAGUAGAGCCUGGAGUCCCUGAUGUAGAGCCUGGGGUAGAGCCUGGAGUAGAGCCUGGAGUCCCUGAUGUAGAGCCUGGAGUCCCUGAUGUAGAGCCUGGAGUAGAGCCUGGAGUCCCUGAUGUAGAGCCUGAAGUCCCUGAUGUAGAGCCUGGAGUCCCUGAUGUGGAGCCUGGAGUCCCUGAUGUAGAGCCUGGAGUCCACGAUGUAGAGCCUGGAGUAGAGCCUGGAGCUCCUGAUGUAGAGCCUGGAGUCCCUGAUGUAGAGCCUGGAGUCCCUGAUGUUGAGCCUGGAGUCCAUGAUGUAGAGCCUGGAGUAGAGCCUGAAGUCCCUGAUGUAGAGCCUGGAGUCCACGAUGUAGAGCCUGGAGUAGAGCCUGGAGCUCCUGAUGUAGAGCCUGGAGUCCCUGAUGUAGAGCCUGGAGUAGAGCCUGGAGCUCCUGAUGUAGAGCCUGGAGUCCCUGAUGUAGAGCCUGGAGUAGAGCCUGGAGCUCCUGAUAUAGAGCCUGGAGUCCCUGGUGUAGAGCCUGGAGUACCUGAUGCAGUUCCAGGCGGAGCUCCACUACUUAUAGAGGAGGAGCGCUGAUCAUCAAACAGGUUAAAGCUGCUGUAGGUAAGAGUGGACAGUUGGGAAGAGAGAGAGAACGGAAAAGAGCGGAAGAGUGAGGUUCUGAAAAUAGACGCCCUCUCUCUGCUCCCUCCCUAUAGAUUUACGCCAAUGAGGGAUGUUGUGUUUCACACACCUGUGAUUGACAGGCAAGAUGAACUCACCGCACCAAUCAAGGAAGAGAUGCCCUGAUUGGUCAGAAAUUAGGGGAAAUGGUCUAAAAUGUAGGUCUCGUUCAGAGGCCGACAAAGUCAACAAGUACCGAUAUUCUCACCAAGCCUUUCAGUCCCUAACAGCUGACGGUUGGCUAGGCCACUUUAAAAAAAAAAGUUCUGAUAAUAUCACCUCUUAAGUCUUACCUACAGCACCUUUCAUAAGUACGCUCACACGCACAAUCGCGGUACCUACGCAUGCUAUGUCUGGGGACGAUGCAUGUUUACAUAUAACAGAUACAAUUAAACUAGGAAUUAUUUGAUUAAACUAAGCAUUAGUUGAAUAACGUAUUCAACUUGGCAGCACAGUGAGCAUCCUAAGGGCAAUGAGCUGCUGGCUAGGAUGGGGAGGCUAAACCACGCAGCUAGGUUACAUUAGCCUUCAGAUUAACCAUCGCUAUCGUUGGUGGGAAUUAUUAUUCAUAUUAUUAGUAUUGUUAUGCUUUUGACUGUUAUGUUUGAGCAGUUUAGCUGCUCGGCCUACGCAUAAUAAUAUCAAUAAUACCAAUACAUAAUAAUAAUAGUUAUAAUAUUAAUGAUGAUGAUAAUAAUACUAGAUAGGGGACUAAACAAAGAAUAGUUUUAGCUUGAGUUACAAUUAUUGAAAUAAGUGAACCAAAGAAAAAAAAAGUAUUUUAAAGGGGUGUUACGGCAUCUAUGUGACCCUGCCGAGGUAGAACCCAGGGGGGUUCUGGGAAAGAGUCGGUUGCGUCAGACACAGCCCAUUGUCCACUGUGCCUUCCCCAUCUCACCUCCACACACCUCGAGUGGUUUGAAGUUCACGCAAGAAAAACUGCAACUAUAAGCCCACUAGAUUACAGAGCUGCGAUGUUUUGGCCGUCGACUGUUUCGCUGUUACUUUGUUAUCUCUGUGAUUUUUUUUUUUUUCUUCGAUGUUACGGCUAAUGCAUCUUAAAAAAAUAACCGUAAAGCUGAGCAAAAGCGUACAGAUACGAUUAAACGAGAAAUCACCUGCAAACUGUGAAUGCUCUCGAAGCGUGUAAUAUUCAAUUUAUUGUCGUACACGACCGGGAAAUAAAUGAGUCGCCAAAUGUUGUGGUCACUGAAUUUAUACUAAGCCAUCGUUGUAAAUAAGAUAAGUUACAUGGACAGCCAUAGAGACAGCAUUCCUCCCUGCGACCGGUUUAAUCUAGGACCCGAUUUCUCGGUCCGUCCGUUGUUGUUUUACUGUUUUCGUCUGUGAUUUUACAAACGAACUGUUUGUACGUUUUGUUGGAGAAAUCCUAUAGUUUUACGAGAAUGCUUUUGGGAAUGCUUUGUAUUUACUGAUCCUAUGUUUCUAUGUCUAUUAAGCGGUACAUUUUUGGUCAGAAAGCCUUUUUAACGAUUCAGUGUGUGAAAGGAAGGUCCGAUAUAACAUUUGUGUAAAUAACCCUGGAUCUAUGGGGAGGCCAAACUUCUGUUUAUAUACUACUAUAUUUCUAUUUUAAUACGAAGAUGAUUUUUUAGUCAUUUACAACGAUAUAUAUAUAACAGUGUUUUAUAAUUUUAGCCUAUCAAAUAUUGAUUAUAUGAUAUAAACAAUUGAAUUAUCCUUUUUUUUCUAUGUGUUUUGAACACAGGAGAACUUUAAUGUGUGUCUUUGUCAAACUAUGAAAAGGCACGGUAUGUUUAUAGUGACCAAUGGGAACAAUAUUUUAAGCAAUUGAAUAAAAAAAAAGUAAUACAAAAAAUAUGGAUCUUUUUUCU